AUGAGCCUUUUCCGCCCCGCAUGCCUCUCCCACUCCUCGCAGGCUGCGCUACCGCAGCAGGCAGAGGGGGUUCUUGAAUUGAAGCUGCGGUGCUGCUGGGCAGGAAGGUGGGCGGGGGUCCGUCCGUACCAUUCAGCGCUGCGCUAUCGCAGCAGGCAGAGGGGGUUCUUAGAACUGGAUCUGCUGCUGGGCAAGUGGGUGGAGCAGCACCUGCCCUCUCUGGACCCCCCUCACCUCACUGCUCUUGCACGCCUCAUGGACGAGUCCGUUUUCUACCCCCCUCCGCACCUUCCCCUCCCUUCCGCUUCCCCAUCUCUCUCCUCCCAGGUGUACACCUCCAUUCGCAGCAAGGUGUACCUCUCAAUCCGCAGCAAGGUGUACCUCUCAAUUCGCAGCAAGGUAGACGAAAGGCUGCACCGCAUGCACCCUGCAGUGAAGGCCGCGCCUGGGCUGCCGCGGGUGAGGGGGUGGGAGGACACCAAGGUAGAGGAGAGACUGCACCGCAUGCACCCAGCAGUGAAGGCCGAGCCUGGCCUGCCAUGGGUGUACCUCUCCAUUCGCAGCAAGGUAGAGGAGAGACUGCACCGCAUGCACCCAGCAGUGAAGGCCGAGCCUGGCCUGCCAUGGGUGAGAGAGGAUGGGAGAGCACGUUUGCUCACUGCCUUUAACCACCCUCCUUCCUCGCGGCUCCCUCUCCCCCCUCUCCAGGUGUACCUCUCAAUUCGCAGCAAGGUAGACGAAAGGCUGCACCGCAUGCACCCAGCAGUGAAGGCCGAGCCUGGCCUGCCGUGGGUGAGGGGCUGGGAGGACAUGCAGAGGCAACCGGGCACACCCCCUGCUGGCAACCAGUAG
Messenger RNA from Closterium sp. Naga37s-1, 852 nucleotides. The record is from the annotation of a GenBank genome assembly. Lineage: Eukaryota; Viridiplantae; Streptophyta; Zygnematophyceae; Desmidiales; Closteriaceae.